CUCGUAACAGCAAUCCUAACAGCGCUCGGCGCCGCCCUCGCGAGCCAGCCUCUUAGUAUCCUCCUUCUCAGCGUACUCGGUUGGCAAACCCCCGGCAUCGCCGCCGGAUCCGUCGCAGCUGCACUCCAGUCGGCCACCUACGGUGCGAAAACGGGCGGCGUGUUCUCGCUACUGCAGUCCGCCGGCGCUCUGUCGACUGGUGUCGCUGUGAAAUUACCGUCUCUUCUUGGCGGAGCGGUGCUGAUGGGCGCGGCGCUGGCGCUAUGG
Messenger RNA from Coniophora puteana RWD-64-598 SS2, 267 nucleotides. RefSeq lists its product as uncharacterized. The transcript has a single exon. The annotation marks the transcript as partial. Gene Ontology annotation, cellular component: membrane. The record is from RefSeq and is a predicted model, not a curated record. NCBI's taxonomy places the organism in Eukaryota, Fungi, Basidiomycota, Agaricomycetes, Boletales, Coniophoraceae.